AUGUUUCUGCUAAAGACUCCUGCCGUAUUGUCAGUGUCCAGAGUAUGCACUCGGUUACUUCACUACAACGCCAGAGUUCUGGGUAAUUUAAUUUUCGGUCCGUUACGUAUAUCAUAGCGCCCAUAAGAGUUGGUAUGCCGUCAUUGUCGCCCACCAUGGAGAGCGGUACAAUUGUCAAAUGGCACAAAAAAGAGGGGGACACAAUUGCUUCUGGUGACGUUCUGUGUGACGUGCAGACCGACAAAGCCGUUGUUGGUCUAGAAACGGACGAGGAAGGUGUUAUGGCGAAGAUAAUUGUACGUUAUAUCAGCAAGCAUCCCCUGUUGCCUACCUUUUUGCUGCUUUACAAAUGCCUCAUAUGCACAGCGUAAUAAUUCUCGGUGCUGCCAAUUGUUAUUUGCACUGCAAAGAUUAUCCCUCCCUCCAGUUUGAAAUCUACUCAGCAAGUCAAAUAAUGUUACAGGCUUCUGCGUGCAUCUCUAUCACGACUGUUUAUUUAUCGUAGAAAGAGGCUGGCAGCACAAAUGUUGUCCAAGAGACGAUUGCAAUUAUUGCAACAACCGACGAGGACUGGAAAGAAGUGGCUGCGAAUGCUGAUGCAUUUCUUGCCUCUUCGGGAGCAGCUGCGCCCCCGGCCACUGCUGCACCACCACCCGCUACUGCGCCAUCAGAGCCGCCACCCGUAAAGCCUUCUGAUGGCAAGCAACCUCCCUUAGGGCCUGCAACGCGGCUCCUCCUUUCCUCUUUCGGCCUUACAGCUGACCAGGUAACAGGAACUGGCCCACGCGGACAGGUUCUGAAGGGGUAAGUCUUACUUGAACUGCCAACGUUGCCGAAUCCGAAAGACAUUUGUGGUCGAAGUGAGGUGGAUGUAAUCCUGAAGUUCGUAUUAGGACCAUUUAAAACUCACAUUAUUGUGCAGUUAGUAUACGGAAGUGGAGAUGGCUGGCGCUGGAGCUGCGUAAGGAUAGGUCUCGUUUUGAGACAGCGGCCGGCAUGACGUUUCCUGUCAUUAGAUUAGCUGUUUGUCCAGUCCUCUUAUUCUGUAAAUUUCCUUACAUAAUCUCUAAUGGGCAUGGGUUUGUUUAAACUAAAUUUGUCGCUCUCCAUGUCCAUGGCGUCCGAGUUGACCCCUCCACAUUUUCGUCAGCCAGAGUCGGAUCCAGGUGAGAUUAAAAGCUGCGAUUUUGGUUUAAGGUGAUGCAACACACGAUCGAACUCAGUCAGCCAGUAAGGAGGGUACAUUUGAUAUGCUGUGCCCCUGACCGAUAGUACGGCCGUCCGUUGCGAGCACGAUGAAUGACGAAACCAGAAAAUGCGUCGUAUCCAUCAUCAUUCUAACACAUCUAAGCGACGGGCAUGAAAUGAGAUACAUGUCUCAUAUGCGGUAGAUGUACCGGACGACAACAACUGACACUACUCCUGUGUCUAAGUCAGUCACGCAGAUCUCCGUAAGACGGCUAAUAUCGGCACUAUAGCUGGUAGGGGUACGUAUCCACUGCAGUUCUACUCGUAUGUCUGUAGGGAUACGCGUCGACGCUAUUUCCUACUUCUUUUCCAAGGUUUUCAGUUCUUUCGCUUAGCUUCUGACUCGGUAGUGGAUGUCCAAACGCGUUUUAUUCUGUAUGUAAUAGGUAUUGAACCGAAUGUAGCACAAGCGACGUUCCCAGUCCCAGCCUGCCAAAAGGCAAAGGCCUGAUAGGUCACAUGAGUGCCCAUGACAACGGGAUUCAACGCGACGUCAUCACAAUAUAUCUGCCUUAUGCACUUGGAAAUUCUCCUACCAUUAACACUAUAAAAUUUACCACCCGCAUCGUCACUACGAAUAGCAUCGCUACGUUUCCAACUCAUUAGCCACAGUUUCAUCCUAUUGCCACCGACCUGGUCGGGCUAUUGCCAAUCCAUCGCACUGAGACUGGCGUGUCAGUGGAAGAAGUCCCAAUAUACGCCCCUCGCACCCGCGUCCCCUGCUCACUGCCCAAGGACACUCCGCCAUUGCACGGGCCAUGCAAAUAUUCGACAAAGCCACGCCCUCAUCCCCAUGAUCACGCCCUAUCUUACCUGCCCACACAUCCCUAGGCCACAUGAACACUCAACACCACGCGCCACACUUCGUGACAAUCACCUUUUUCCGGCGGCAAGCAUGUGAUCCGUUUCGCCGUUGUUGUUAUGGCCUGUGCAACGUCACAUGCCAUCUCACAGAAGUGGGAAGUAUGCGCAUACACGCAUCCUGGUAGAUCGAGUCGUGAGUAGCACACAUAGAUCAACUGUUCAGUCCUGUCGGCCACUGCGCUAACUUUCAUAGGCUUGUUGACAGACUUGGACAGCAGACUAGCGCAUGAAAAAGAGCAGCCUGAGGCCGACACUGGACAUUCACCCCUACGACAAAUCAGCACACUCCUCACUACAUUGUCUGACGCGCACUAUCUAGCAUAGGGCGUUAAGAGUCGUAGGUUAGAAGGUUGCCAACUGACGGGACAACUCAGUCCGCGAGACCUGAGAGCCAGGUUCGAUGGUUCCUGGAUGUGGCCUUUUUGGCACUCACGAACGUGAGAUCCGAGCCUCUCUCUUGCUUCUGUAAGAAUCUGGUACAUUAUGUGGAGACCAGCUCGUGCGUGGCACACGUAGGCAGAUUGAUUGAUUUUGUCGACCACUGCGCCCGAGUCCGUCUCUCGUCUGGACAUUGUCUUGCCAUUGGAGCCUGGUGGGCGAGGGAGGAGAGAGUGGUAGAUUCUCCGCACAUCUACUCCACUAUAAACUAAUUCACGCCCAAGUUACCGGAGUCGCGCCACCACGCCGUAGAACGUACGGUGGACGCCGUCACUUGCAACAAUCAAACCCUCACAGUGUCUAGGUUUCUGGGCAGGUAC
Spirometra erinaceieuropaei is the source of this 2870-nucleotide messenger RNA. The record is from the annotation of a GenBank genome assembly. Lineage: Eukaryota; Metazoa; Platyhelminthes; Cestoda; Diphyllobothriidea; Diphyllobothriidae.